CGAUGGUUCCUCUAAAGUUUUACUUUCUGCCAGUCUUAUGCAUAUGUAGUUCUGGAUUUACUUUUUCGAACGAAUUAAAGAAUAAUGCGAAAAGUAAUAAUUUGUUAUAUUAUGAGGAUAUAUUAGAAGCGCAGAAAGAUAAAACCAUUUUAAUUAUUGACAUAAGAGAAGAUUCUGAAAUACGAGAGACGGGAAAAUUGCCUGGCAGCAUUCACAUACCAAUGGGUAAAGUUAUUAAUGUGCUAACGGAAUGUUCGAAUGAAGAAUUUGAAAAACAAUACAAUAGGACGAAGCCUACGUUCGAUACGAAGAUUAUUUUGAGUUGCCUCAAGGGUCUUAGAAGUGGUAAACUAUUACCAAAAAUGCUUCAAUUAGGAUUUAGAAAUAUGUUCAGCUAUGCAGGUGGUUGGAUGGACUGGGUUCAACAUCAAAAACAAAAUUAAAUCAUUCUCGUUGUAAUAUUUAUAAAUUUGUGAAUAUCAAUGGUAGUGCAUUAAAAAUGAAUUGGUACCGGUUUAACUUUACUUAUAAGCUGAUACGAAUUAGUUUAAAUAAAUAAGCGAUAAACUGUCAAAAACGUAUUAUCUGUUUACGUCAGAUAAUAAUUUACUCCACUUUUCCGGCAAACGUAAAAAUCAGGCAACGA
Phymastichus coffea is the source of this 646-nucleotide messenger RNA. Its product is annotated as thiosulfate sulfurtransferase/rhodanese-like domain-containing protein 3. The record is from RefSeq and is a predicted model, not a curated record. Bases 3 to 443 code for a protein of 146 amino acids. Lineage: Eukaryota; Metazoa; Arthropoda; Insecta; Hymenoptera; Eulophidae. Gene Ontology annotation, cellular component: mitochondrion. The transcript is spliced from 4 exons. Gene Ontology annotation, molecular function: thiosulfate-cyanide sulfurtransferase activity.